Molecule: messenger RNA, 11515 nt
Organism: Rhopalosiphum padi (bird cherry-oat aphid)
Lineage: Eukaryota; Metazoa; Arthropoda; Insecta; Hemiptera; Aphididae
Product: protein PF3D7_1417600-like
Exons: 8
Coding region: 766-8934 (2722 amino acids)
Source: RefSeq, a predicted model, not a curated record
ACGUUAUCUUCAAUCGCGCAUUGGGUUUUUGUUUUCAACCAUUUCGUCUUUGAUGUUAUUGUGCGACGUCCGAGUCCGACGGCGUACCGUGAUUGCCCACCGACAACAAUAUCUCGUCGUAUCGCGGUGAUGUUCACUAACGUUAUUCGCACGUCUUCGACCGGACACCACACACACGGUCCAUCGCGUGCCCGUCAUUUAUAACGUAUCGCGCACGGUGCACCUAGUGACAGGUCCCGUAAAAUUGUUACUAUUAUUUCGGUACGUCGUCUUUCGCGUGUCCGCCGAGCGCCGAGACGAGUAGCUCCACACACGGCCACCGUCGAUCGCGCGCGCAGCACCGUUUCGCAGAAAAUGUCGUAGCCGCCCGCGCCGCCGCCGCCGCCGCCGAUAUCGCCAUUGCCGCUGCACCUGUUGUAGCAGUGCGGCGACAGACAACAGACGUGUACUGCACACCGCCACAGUGUCGUUCGACAUGUCGCCCCGACGCUGAUCCGGUCGCACGGUAAGUCCAACGACGUUCGUCGCCGCCGUCAGUCAUUACAACUGUUGUCCCAUCGCAACCCUCGCCGUCAGGUUUUACCGGUCACUGCGCGUUGGUCGUUCCGUUCGUCGCCGCGUUAACCAGCGACAUUGUGUUGGGCGGUAACAUAAAUUUCCUCACACAAAUAUUAUCCGCCUGUCUGCCUCCAAUGGUUUUGGCCUCGGACACUAUGCCAUCGAACGUUACACAAAGUUGUUGUCCACAACUCACUUGUUAUUCUGAUGAUUGAAAAUUGUAGAUUAAUUGAAUGUAUCAUGCAUCCAGAAAAUACAAUGCCGUCAUCAACUUAUUUUACUGUACUUCAGAUGUUCGAAUCAAUAACUAAAGAUACAAAAAGGACUUUUAUAGCCAGGGCAUUAUGUUUGUUUAUGGCAUGGGAGAAGUGUCGUAAUAUAAUAACUAGCGAAACCUUCUCCAUUGAAUUACCUAUGUUUAUGCAUCAUGCUACCAGGGAAUCUGCAAUAAUAAUCUUGGAUCCUGGUUGGGAAAAUAUUACAAAUAAAAUAAAAAAUGACCUAAAUAUAGUUUUGAGAAAAAUAGUAUGCUCCUUUAAAAUGAUGAAGGAUAAACAAAUAGAGGCAACAAAGUAUUGUCAUUUUUUGAUAUCUUUAAUGAAAAAUCCAUGGAGUCAUCAUAAUUUUUCAAAAUUACUUUAUGGAAAUCCAUCUCAAACUGAAGUCUUGAAAUUUAUCCAGUAUGAAAAAAGUAAUAUAUUUGUUCUGCGCUUGAGAAUGCUUUGUGAAGGAAAGUGUGAAAAUCAAGCACUAAAACUAUCAUCAUUAGCGAUGGAUUUGUACAACUCAAAUUUAAAAAAUAAAAGUCAAUUUGAAGAUCAAGAUUAUGAAUUUAUCAGAGAUAUUUAUUAUGCUUGUCUUGAAAGGGCAAAUAAAAAAAAGGAACUUAUUGGCCAUUUAAUGAAAUAUUCUCCUGAAGAAGAUGGUAGGAUCCUAAUGGAAAAUUAUUGUAAAAAGAUUCAGUCACUUACAAACUUACGAAAAGAAAUAAGACCAAGGAUUUGUAAAAAUAUUGUUCUUGUUUGUGAAAUGGCUGCUUACAUCAUGGUUGUGAAUUCAUUACAAAAUUCUGAUAUUCUUGAUAAUAUUGCUAACUUUAUAAAGAAAUGGAGUCUUAUAGUGAUGACAUUGAUGGAAACUGAUUUAAAACCUGAUAUAGAUUACUUCUAUAUAAAAAAUAUGGUUCAUACAUUUAUCGAUGUUGCACCAUCAGCUAGUCAUUUAUAUCUUUUAUGCGAUGUUCUAUAUUGUGAAUUUGGUUCUAAAUUGCCUCGGACAUUAUACAUAGAAAUUUAUAUCAGAGCAUUAACUGCUAAUAUAAAUGAAAAAGAAAAAUGCAAACAAUUGAGCGAUAAAGAUGGAUCAUUUGAAUCGUUGAAAAAGUUAGUCCAAGGAUAUUUGAAAUUGGCCAAUUUACUUGAAGAUAUUUUAAGUAUAUGCCGAGAAUGUGUAUUAACGGCAUAUUCUUUAAUGCCUUCCAGUGAUCUCAUGAUGAGAGUAGAAAGUUUAGCUAUUAAAAGUGGAAAGCUGAUCCCAGAAAAUCUAACUAAUGUUGUUGAAAAUUCUUGUAACAAAUCUAAAAAAGGAUCUACUUUAAAUAAACCUGGCCGUAAGCGUAGGUCAAAACUCAGUAACUCUUAUCAAGACCCAAAAUCUAUUCUUGAUGCUUCUGAAAAAAGUUAUUCCAAGAUUCAUUCAGAUCUUAGUGAAUUGAAUGAUCCAUUAACACCAAUUAUGCAAGAAGACCUUAUUUCAGUUAUCAAGUAUCCUCGUUAUGGGACAUUUAACUGGAACCUAGAAUGGCCUAGGAUGAAAAUUUUAUGUCAACAAUAUUUAGAAAACUUGGAUUUGGUAAUUAAGCGAAAUACACUGCAACGAUCUGAUUUAACUUACCUUGACAUUGAUAUUGAUGAAUAUAAUAAGUGGACAGAAAUAAAUAUGAAAAAAUUAACAAAUGAUAAAGGUUAUUUUAGCAGUGAUAAUAAUUAUAGUGAUGAUGAGUCUAUUGCAUCAAUUGCUUCAUCAGGGGAAAUAGUGAGCUAUAGGAGCAAACCAACUAAAAGUCGUUCAAGAAAACGAAAAGUUGGUUCACGUAAACGAAAAGCUGGUUCUCGAAAACGUCGCAAGGUUAGUCCUAAAAAUAAACCAAAACCCAUUACUAUUCAAACAGAACCUAGAGUUGGUUUGCGACGAAGCUUAAGAUACAAUAAAGGUACUAAUAUUGAUGAAACUGAUGACUCAACAGUUGGUUCCUUGUUAAAUGACGAAGCUCAAUUCAAAAAUACAAAUUCUCAUAGUGAUAUUGAAGAUAAUUCUCAUGAUUCUGUUUUAGAAGAAACUGAUAAAACAACCUUAAAAAAUGGUGAAAACCCUAAAAAUACCAAUCCUCAGCUUAGAAUAAUACGAGAGAAAAGAACUAUCAACAAAAAUCAACACAAAGAUUUUGACUAUUCAUGGAGCUUAAGAAAAAAAGGAAAAUCUAAUAAAAACAAUUCAGUGAAAUUACCGCGCAAUAGUGGCCAAAUUAAAAACCCAUCUUCUAAUUUUGAACUUCCCCAUUCCAGUAAUGAACAUUUAAAUAUGUUGUCAGAACGAAUACCCCAAUUAAGUUCAUUAGAUUUCAUUGUACCAGCAAAUACAGAUCGCAUAGUUAAUGUAGUACAAAUUCAAACAACAUCGAACACCCUCACAAAUGUAUCACAAACUCAGACAGAACGAGUUUCAAAUCAUCAUUCUAAUAACGAAAUAGAAAAAAAAACUAGUGAAAACCAAACCAACACUCAUUCAUUGGAUGAUUUUGUUUCAGUUUAUCAAUCAAAUUCAUUAAAUACUAAUAUGAAUCCUGUUCAAAAUGUUGGAAUUCAUCAAGGGGAAUGUAGUUUUACUGGAAGUGUAUCUGUGAGCAAUCAAAGGGUUACUACUGAUUCAAUUACAAAUGUUCAAACUACUGUUCAGCAAGAUUCAAGUAAACCAAUUGGGACACAGGAUGUGUUGUUGGAUCAAAAUCAAAUUAACAUGGAUCAUCAACAUUGGAAUGAUAUUCAACUACAAAAUUCUGGAGAGCGACUACAAUCUUCUAUCGAAAGUGCUGUACAUUUAUCCUCAAAUGUAAUAGUUAGAACAUCUGAUGUAAUAAAUCCAAGUCAUGUUAAUCAAACUACUGGACAAAUUACUUAUACAACAAAAAAGCCAUCUACUUUUUGUGUUAAGACACGUGACCGAUUUAUGGAUUUAUCGUUACCAGCAUCAAUUUCUUCUAUAUCAACUAAUAGUAAUCGUUCUGCAAAUUUACCACUAGCAAUGAACACAAAUAAAUCAAAUUUUGAAUCAAAAAUUCAACAAAAUUCUCCAAUUCAAACAUCGGUAGGCUUGCAAGUUAAUUUCAACAACCAACAGUCUGAAGGUAUACAAAGUGUUAUGUCCCCAAACGAUCAAGGAACACAAGUAGGUACCAAUAUCACUGACAAUAAUUCAACUUCAACUAAUAUAUCUUUAUUAAAUGAUCAAAUAAUGAAUUCCACGAAUAGUAGAAUAAACAAUUCCUCAAUUGUGAACACUUCAUUUAUAAAGGAAAAUUCAUUUGAUAAUUUAAAAUCAAACAUUCCUAUGAUAAAUCCAGUUUCAAGUAUACAAACUCAAACCUGUGCUGGUUUACGACUACCCAAUGAAGUUUCUCAUCCUAAUGCUUCAGUGAUAUCAUUAAUGAUUGCUUCAACACAAAGUCAGGUUAUUAAAUCCAAUGUGCAUAAUUCAGCGUAUACAUCUCCACAUAAUCAAAGAAUGCAGCUUAAUGAUUUGAGUCACACUUCUCAAACAAAUAGGUCUGAUGAACAAAAAAAGAUUGACAAUUUAAAAUUAAUAAGUCAAACAUUUACUGCUACAUCAGAAGCAAUCAAAUUUGUUACUAGUAGUACAGAAUCGCAACGUCUUAUUCAAAGUACGGAUAAAAACAGUACAUCAAAUCUUGCAGUUUUUCAAAGUUCUUCAGAAGGUGUGUCCCAUAUUACCCAAGAAAAUGAUCCAAGUUCUAAAUUAUCAAAUAGAGGACGAGGUAAUAUGAGAACUUAUGAAAGUAAAACUAGAGCUCUUAAACAAGCUAAUAUGUCUGAUAUGUUUGUGUUUGAAAAAGGAACAUUAUAUGCAGUUCAAGACGACAUUGUUAGUCAUAUAGAGCCAACUAAAUCAGUUAUCUCGCCAAGAAAUAAUACUCCUACUAACGUAAAAAUGCAAAAUCGACAAUCUAAAGAAUGCUUGGAAAAGCCAAAACUUUCCCCAAACGCUUCUCCAAAUAUAACAAUUACAGGCUCAAUGUUGCCAAGAUUUCAACAAGUUUUUGGUAAAACUAAAUUUCCAAAUUCAACUGUUAUUAAUGACACUGCUUCUUUGUGUUCAACUAGUGUGGCAAGUAAUCUCUCUUCGAAUCUUGGGCCAAUUAUUAAUCGAACAAAUACUUCAACGUCACGUGUGUAUUCAUCUUCAAAAGGUGUACAGACUAAUCAUGAUGUUGAUACAAUUAACUCUAAUAUGAACUGUAUACCACCUAAAGUAGUAGAAAAUAAGCUCCUGCAUACUACUGUUAAUAUGUCGAAAACUAGUAGCGUUAUGGCGCUUGGGAACAACAAAAACAAUGUUAUAAUGACAUGUAAAGCUGUUACUUCUGCAAACAAUAUCGCACAAGUUUCAGCAUCGACUAAUCAUCAAAUUAUUACCAGUAACAUUGAAAUUAAAAAAGGACUUACUGGUAUGCCUAUUUCAAAAGUUCCAACAACAUUUACUACUAGUUGUAUCAAUUCGUCAAUAGCAUCUUCUAGUUCAAAUUUAAUAUAUUCAAUUCCUAUACUAAAUGAUUCAAAAUCUAAUGCUAAUAUAGAGAAACCUUUACAAGGUGUAACACAAUUACAAAGACAACUUAAGAUGUCCCCAUCAAUAAUUCAAACAGUGUUACGAAAACAUCCUACUUGGCAACAAAAUAGUUUUCGUCAGGGUAAACAAAGUACAGAAGUACAGGCAUCCUCAAUAGAAAGGAUUUUACCUGCAAAUGUGGCAAAUAUUGUCAAAACUACUAUUGAGUCUUCAAAUAAUAAAAUCUCAAUAAGUACUAUUAAACCAAAUCUUCCAGAAACUAAUGUUAGCACUUUAAUGAUGGAACAAGUGAGAGAGUUUGAAUCAGUGUUAGAAGAAGUAAGAAAAACUUCAUUGAUGAAUGAAAUGAGUACAGCUAGCAUGUUACCACAAAUAAAUCAUGAAAUAAUACAAAUUCCUUCUCCUACAGAAAAUGUUGACUUGCUUAAUAAUGAUAGCAAUCAAACAUUAUUUCCUUUGAAUAAAAAAUCUAAUAUAAAUACUGAACGAGAUCGUUGUUCAUUUUCAUUUUUGAAUCAAACAUUGUCAAAUGUAAAUGAUUUAGCAAAUGAUGAUAAAGAACCAGUAACAAUACAACCAACUAUACUUUCAGUUCGUAGUGUUACUCCCACUCCACCGUUAACAUCACCUAAUAACAACAAUGCGUCUGUUAAUCCAGUUGAUACUCAGUGUUCAAAGCAAAUAGCAAAUAAAGUAAAACCUGUUAUUAAGACACCAGCAAGUUCGCCAUCAACUUCAGCUGUAAAAGUUCCUGUUUUGCAAAAACCUUUGCCUAAAUUACAAGAAGAUGAACAAACAACUCAACGGAUAUAUGCAAUACUUGAUAAAUAUGCUGAACAACUUCGUAAUUCACCAGAAUUGAAAAAUAAACCAGCCCCAAGACGUAGAACCAAUCCACCAACCAAUCCAAGCAUGAAUGCCAAACGUAAAAAGACGAAUCAAUUAAAUUUAAAAACAUGUUCUCAACAAACUUCUUGCUCAUCAUCUGGUAUGGAAAUGAGUCCUACGUCUGAUAUGCAAGCUAUUGACAGUGAGGACAGUUCUAAUGCUGUUAGUCAUUUUUCACAUAUUAUUAACUCUCCGUCUAGAAAUUCAGAUGAACAAUCUACAGUGAUUUCAGAAACCCCUUUGAUAGAAAAUGCAUUAAUUAAUGUUAAUGAUGUUAUUAAAAAAAUUAAUAUUGAAGCUGAAAUGAAGUCUAAAGUUUCUCAAUCUACCCAAAUUGUUGUAAGUGGUGCGUCUGGAUCUUUUUUAUCUAUACCUGAUGGUAAUGCAGCAAAUGUUAGACUACUUGUCGCAGCUGGGAAUAAUCAAAAAAUGUACCGACUGCAUUGUCCUGUAACUGGACCAGGACCUGUAGUUUUUCAUCAAAUUACCGCUAAAGAUUCUUGCUCAAAUGACGUUAAAAUGGCAUCUAAUAUAAUAGGACAGAAUAUUAAUGAAUCAACCAUCUUAUCAGCUUUAUCAGCAGCAGAUGAUAUACAAAUUUCCAAUCCAAGUUUAGGAAGUGAAAUGUUACAUAAUACUUUACAAAACUUUGAACAUAAAAUAAAUAAACCUGAUAUUCUUUUGGAGUCAAUGGAAAAAGCUCAAGUACUUGAUAAUAAUGAAAAACAAUUGUCAUUUCCAGUAAUGAAGAAAAAUCAAGCAUCUCAAAGUACAUUUAGUGUCAUACAUACCCUUCCGUGUACACCUAAAUCAGAACCAACUGAUAAUAAUGAAUUAUUACCUGAAGCUCAAAAUAAUAUUUCAGAAAGUGUUCAUAAAGACUAUUGUGAUAAUGAACAAAAUACAAACACGGACCAAGAACAGAUUAAUAACUCUAAUAUGAAUCAAUUUGUUAAUAAACAAGAAAAAUUAAGUACAACUCUUAAAAAUGAGGCACCUUUUAUUCCACCCGAUUCUUUAGAAAGUAGUAGUCUUCCAUAUGAAGAUAUUGAGUUUCCAUCAUUUCACGCUCAUGAUGACGAAGAAGAAGAAGAAACUGAUGAAAAUUUAACCAUCGCCAAUAAUAAAAACAACCAACAAAACACAUCAAACCCUGAUGAAAACAAAUUUGAAAAUACAAAUGUAAAUCAAACUUUGAUUGAUCGUUUAAGUGACAAUACAGUAACUAAUGAUGUAAAUGAUGUGAAUGAUGUGAAGUGUGAGAAAAGUACAAUAGUUAAGCAAGAAAACAACACAAGUGAUGUUACUAUUGAGGAAAGACCUAAUAUUUUAGAACUUGCAAGCCCUAAAAAAGAAGAAGAAGAUAACAAGUCAAGUAUAGUGUUAGACAAUGUUGCUGUUGCUUCGGCUCCUGAAAUCAUUACAACAGUCAACCAAACAUCUAAUGAUUAUAAACAAAAAGAGGAAUUAUCACCAAAAGCUGUAAAGACUGAGUGUGAAUCAGAAAAUGAAAAUGAAAAUACAUUAAGUAAUACUGUAUAUAAUAUGUUAGACAAUCAGUCUGCCUCCAGUACUCAUACAAAAAUUGGAUCAUUGACACUUCGUUUAAAAAAUGACAAAUCAGCUAAGAACUGGAUUAAUUGUUUAUCUAAAAUAAUGCUUCCCGGAACUGAAAAAAUGUUAGAAGGUGAUAAUUUAAAACGAUUACAGGAAUCAUUUCAACGUACCAAAAUAAAAACUUUUAAGGAUUUGAAAGUAUUUGUAUUUGAGCAAUGUAAAAAGUUUGACAAUAAUGUUGAAACGCCUAAAGAGUAUGAUUUAUAUGAAGAUAUUGAUGGGCUUGGUGUUGAUAAACCAAGUACAAAUGAACUAUUUCCUGAAGUGGCCAUAUUAAAUGAUUUAGAUAAAUCUGUAAGUCCGACACUCAGCCUAUUACAAGCAUCUACGUCUAAGUCAAAUGAUACUAAUGCGUUACAAGCUAGACGCAAGUCGGUUUUGUCUCAUACAACUACUUCUACCGUUAUUCCAACUGGUGUUGAACAGACCAAUGUUGUUUGCAAGAAAAAUAAAACAAAAGUUUCAUUUUUAAAACAAGCUUUAUAUAAUGAAAUGAAUCAAGACUCUAAUGAUAGCGAGACCAAACCAUUUAUAAAUGGUAUCAAGACUGUUUUAGAUUCAAUUGAACAAAUUGAUUCAUGUCCAGAAUCACCAUCAAAUACUAUUGCUAUGGAUUCAGAAACAUGCAUGUCCGAAGAUAGUACUUCAACAAUUAGUAGUGGCACACCACAUUAUAACUUCCGUAAAAGUAAACGCAAAAACGUUGAAGAAGAUGGAUUUAUUGAAUCUCAAGUAAUAAAGCGAAUGUAUAGAGGUCGCACGUCAGAAGAAAAUGAAGAAAAAUCUGAACUUCCUAAACUAAAUAGUAUAAAGACCCAGGCACCUGAACAAAAGCCAGUAGUUGAAAAGAAAGAAUGUAACAAUAGAAGAAUUUCAAGUCGUCUAAAAAACAAUAAUGUCAAGAAUAAUCAGCACGUAUCAAACAAAUCUCCGCAGCUAGAUAUUUCACCUUGUAAGCUAACAUCGACACGAUCAUCCCUCAGGAGAGUUUCUAGAAAAACUACUUGAUUAAUUUCAGAGUUUAAGUUUAAAAAUAUGUUGUUUAUUAAAUGCUACAUUAAGUUACCAUUACUAAUGCUGGAGGAUUAUCUAGCACAGAAAUCAGAAAAUAUGUAGUCAUUAAUUUAUAAUAAGUAUAUAUUAUAUUAUAGUAUAUAUACAUAAAAAAAAAAAAAUCAAAAUUAUACAAUUUCAUUGAAUAUUGCCAUUAUUUACACUCAGUUUGGUUUUGCUUGUUACUAUAAAUUAUCAUACCCAUUUUUAAAUUGUUUUCUAACCAAAUUAUAUUUGUUUUUUUUUUUGUUAUUACGAAUUUCUAUAUUAGUUAAUAUAUUUUACUUUAUUUAAUUUAACAAUUUGUAUCAUAAAUUGAAUACUUAAUUAAAUAUUAAAAAAAAAAAAAAAUCAUUCUCAUGUAUGAUUAAAUAUUUUAUUAUCAUACAAUAAAUUUUAAUGAGUAGCAUUGUACAUAUACAUCAAUGAUUUAGUAUUAUAAAUAAUGUAUUUUCAAAUACAAGCCUUAUGUUUAACUUGUUCACUUGUUUAUUAAAAAGUAUAAAAAAAAUUUGAUCGUACUAUAAUACAUUAUUCAUUAUUUUUCUUUCAUCUAUAAUCGUAUGGUUUAAAUUUAAACUUUAAUUUUUAUCAAAAAACCAUAAAAGAUAAUUUGACUUGUUUUUUCCCUAGAUUGUAUCAUAUUAAGUAAGUAAGGGGUAUAUGGAAAAUUAAAUCUAUAUAUUAUUAAUUUCCUUUAGUAUUCAAAUAUUAUUUUAGUUACAUGUAUACAUCAAUAUUUAAUUGUAUUAUUUUAUAGUAAAAAUACAUGAAUUUUUAAAAUGAAAAAUAUAAGCCUUUAAAAAAUGCUUUGAAAAUUAAAUGUUAAAUUAUUUAAAAAAUUGGUUUUCCAAAUAUUUUUACUUGUACCCUUUGCUUACAUGUUAACAACUUUUUUUAUCUAGUUGAAUGUAAUAAACUAUGUAUUAUUUAUACUUUUUAAAAAGCAAACUUAUAAGUUGCAUCUAGUUCAAAUUUAUUUUACAGUUAUAAAACUUAUUUUAAAUUAAAUUAAUUAAGUUUCAUACUUUUUAAACAAUAAACUUAAAAGUAGCAUCUGGUUCAAAUAUAUUUUACAAUUAAAAAAUAUUUUUAUUCAUUAUUUUAUUAUUAUUACUUUAAAACUAAAUCAUUAUAUUAUAUAUACACACUGUAUAAAAAUUAUAUUGUUUGUAUUCUUUUUUUUCUGGUUUUGAAUGCAAUUUACCUUAAUUAUUAAUAGAAUAGAUAAUUUUACAAGAAAAAAAAUUACCAUAAUUUGUUUUAUUAUACAUUCAUUGGUAAAUUUAUUUUGUUAUCCUAUUAAAAUAAUUAUAAUUUACAAUAUUUUCAAUGAUGCUAGAGACAUUUGUACUUGCAUUAACAAAUAUGAUGGAAUGUAUAAUAAAUUAUACAAUUUAUUUAUACAAAUAUAUAUAUUUGCUUCCCAGAUAAUGUACUUAAAUUGUUAUCAAAACCAUGUACAAAUAUUUGUUAUAUUUAUGACAAAUAAAUAUAUACUACUCAGAUAGAAAUUCAGUCAAAUGUAUUAUUCAAUAAAUAUAUAUAUAAAUAUAUAUAUUUUUUUUGAGAACUCUAUAAAAGAAGAGUUAUUUUCAAUGAUGUAUAUAGAACUAGUAAUAAAGUGUAAAACUUUGUAAUUAACUUAAACAUUGUUUUGUUUAAUUUGUAAAUCUGUUUGUAAAGAUAACAAUAGUGUACUAUUAUAAUAGAUAAUUGUUUUUGUUUAUUAUUUAUUUAUAUAUACUAUUUUGUUUUGAAAAUUACCAAAGAAAUUGAAUACAUGAAAAUGUUUAUUGAAAAGUUAAAAAUUAAGUAACCAAUUGUAUAAAUAUAAUUUAAAAAUGCAACAUUUUGAGAAAAUAAUGUAUUGUUCAUGAAAAAGACUUAAUGUAUUUAUAAUAUAAAUUAUAAUUAUUUAAAGAAGAAUCCCUCGUCUUUCCAAUAUGUAUUGUUAUUUUAUUAAUUGAAUUUGUAAAAAAUCUUAAGUGCAACAAAAUGUUGAACUAUAUAAAUUUAAACUAAAAUAAAUCUUUAUGUUAUUAAUUUGAAACAGAACAAUUUUAACACUCAAAUAUUUAAUUUAAUUUGCUCUUACAUAGAAUUUCCUUUAAGUAGCUUUAUUUUAUAUUCAUUUUAUUUAUUCAUAACUGAGUAUUUUCAUUUCAUAGAUUAACAUUGUUUAAUUUUAAUUUAUUUUUAAUUUUCACUGUUAAUAUGUUAAUCUGUAGUGAGAUUUUGUUUUAAUUAAUUUUAUUUUUGACCCACAUCCCAUUUUUUUAUUGUAUUUAAGUCGAUUGUUUUUGUAAGUGAUUGGUCAUUAAUAACAUUAAACCAAUGUUAUUUCAUUCUAAAUAUAAAAAAAUGACUUAGGGAUUUUUACAUAUUAUAAAGAAUAUAAAUCUUAUUUGCUUCAGUAGAUAAGUAAUGUGAUAGUUUUAAGGAUUUAUUGACUGCUGUUCAUGUUAAACACAAGCUGAUUUUGAUUUAGUUUACUUUGUCUUUGAUUUUAAUACACUAAAUUUGAUUUUGAAAA